Molecule: messenger RNA, 921 nt
Organism: Oncorhynchus keta (chum salmon)
Lineage: Eukaryota; Metazoa; Chordata; Actinopteri; Salmoniformes; Salmonidae
Product: proline-rich protein 2-like
Exons: 1
Source: RefSeq, a predicted model, not a curated record
UUGCUCCGUUUUCAAGUGCCAGUCCCACCGAGGGCCAGUCCCCCCACCGAGGGCCAGUCCCCCACCGAGGCCAGUCCCCACCGAGGGCCAGUCCCCCACCGAGGGCCAGUCCCCCCACCGAGGGCCAGUCAACCGAGGGCCAGUCCCCAACCGAGGGCCAGUCCCCCACCGAGGGCCAGUCCCCAACCGAGGCCAGUCCCCACCGAGGGCCAGUCCCCCACCGAGGGCCAGUCCCCACCGAGGGCCAGUCCCCAACCGAGGGCCAGUUCCCACCGAGGCCAGUCCCCAACCGAGGGCCAGUCCCCACCCGAGGGCCAGUCCCCCCACCGGGAGGGCCAGUCCCCCACCGAGGGCCAGUCCCCCACCGAGGGCCAGUCCCCAACCGAGGGCCAGUCCCUAACCGAGGGCCAGUCCCCCACCGAGGGCCAGUCCCCCACCGAGGGCCAGUCCCCAACCGAGGGCCAGUCCCCAACCGAGGGCCAGUCCCCCACCGAGGGCCAGUCCCCAACCGAGGGCCAGUCCCCAACCGAGGGCCAGUCCCCAACCGAGGGCCAGUCCCCAACCGAGGGCCAGUCCCCCACCGAGGGCCAGUCCCCCACCGAGGGCCAGUCCCCCACCGAGGGCCAGUCCCCACCGAGGGCCAGUCCCCAACCGAGGGCCCGGGCCCCAACCGAGGGGCCAGUCCCCCCACCGAGGGCCAGUCCCCAACCCGAGGGCCAGUCCCCCACCGAGGGCCAGUCCCCCCACCGAGACCGAGGGCCCAGUCCCCCACCGGGCCAGUCCCCACCGGAGACCGAGGGCCAGUCCCCCCACCGAGGGCCAGUCCCCACCGAGACCGAGGGCCAGUCCCCCACCGAGGGCCAGUCCCCCACCGAGGGCCAGUCCCCCACCGAGACCGAGGGCCAGUCCCCCACCGAGACU